Pseudomyrmex gracilis is the source of this 2256-nucleotide messenger RNA. RefSeq names its product dual specificity protein phosphatase 12-like (gene MKP-4). Gene Ontology annotation, biological process: protein dephosphorylation. The record is from RefSeq and is a predicted model, not a curated record. Bases 450 to 1442 code for a protein of 330 amino acids. Gene Ontology annotation, molecular function: protein tyrosine/serine/threonine phosphatase activity. The transcript is spliced from 3 exons. Lineage: Eukaryota; Metazoa; Arthropoda; Insecta; Hymenoptera; Formicidae. Gene Ontology annotation, cellular component: nucleus.
GCUGGCCGGCAUGAUCUGGCAUCUCCGGGUAUGAGCAUAAGUAACGUCGCACUGUCAAGAGUGCAACUGGUUUUUCUUCGAGUUUCUUCAGUAUUUAAUAUUUACAAUUUGAUAAUAAUAUAAUAUAGUGGUUAAUUUGUUUUUAAUUGUCGUCAAAUGGUUGCGAAAACAUAAGUUGUUGAAAGGGAACGUUUUGCUCCAAUAAAAACGCGUUCGUCAUUGAUGUUUGUCGAAAUGCAGCACAGUUGAACGCAAUACUGCACACGAAUGGCAGUGUGGGAGAUAUACGUGUUUAAUCGUAAAUUAGCGAGCUUCAAGUGAGUUGUAAAUUAACAACAUAACUUCCCCGUAUUACAAGGCAUGUAAUCCAGUAGAUUUGAUGGUCAUUAAUAUCGUGUUGUAUCUCUUUGUCAGCAAGGAUAACCUUUUCUUUGUCCAGGGUGCCAAACAUGGCACAAGAGAUUGAACCCGGCCUAUUUCUCGGCAACCUUACAACUGCUACAAAUAUUGAUUGGUUGAAAAAAAAUGGAAUAACUCACAUACUAACAGUAGACUCCUGUCCAUUACCAAGAAAGAUACAAGAACAUCUUCCUCAUUUAAUUACCAAAUAUAUUCAGGCGACGGAUAUUCCGCGUGAGGAUCUUCUUACACAUUUUGAAGAUUCCUAUGAAUUCAUUGAUCGUGCCAUCGAGUCCCAUGGGAGAGUGUUGGUGCACUGUUAUUUUGGUGUGUCGCGAUCGGCCACUUUGGUGAUCGCGUACAUAAUGAAGAAGCGCGAGCUGAGCUACGCGGACGCGUUCCAAGUUGUAAAGUCGAAGCGAUGCUUCGUCGGACCGAAUCCCGGCUUUGUAGCACAAUUGCAGCUUUACAUGGACAUGGGCUGGGGCGUCGACAGUACCAACGUGCAAUUCAAGAUGUAUCGGUUGCAGAUAGCCGCCGACAAGGUGCGCAAGGCGCGCAUUCUGCCUCAGAACUGUGUCGAUCUCGUUAAGUCGGAUCCCGCGUUAACGACCGUGCGCCCCGAGCCGACAGUUUAUCGUUGCAAGAAAUGUCGUCGCAUUGUAGCAAGCGUCAGUAACAUUCUACCUCAUCUACCGGGCGAGAGACAGAUCUGGCGACACAUCAGCGCUAAGAAGGAUUUUGAGAGCUGCGAUAAACUGCUCCAGAAGAGAGAAACGCAAGUUGCGUUUUGCGACAAGAUCUAUUUUGUGGAACCGUUGGCUUGGAUGCCCGAUAUUACGCACGCCGUUGAGGGCAAGCUGAAUUGUCCUAAAUGUAACACAAAACUCGGAUCAUUUAGCUGGAUAGCCGGGAUUCAGUGUCCCUGCGGCAGCAAAAUCGCUCCGGCCUUCUACUUGGUGCCCUCCAAGCUCGACUGGAGCAAUGUCGUGCAGAACGUCCAAGUAACGAGAGUCCAAGAAAGAUCCUAUAGUACUUGCUGAGAGUUGAGAGACUAAAAUGCAAUUUUAAGAGUGAGACGACAGAUGCGACCAACAUAUAUUCGUCGGCUGACUAUAUUCUAAUUCUGUGCCAAUAUAUAUUUCGACAUGUGUACAUAUAUAUAUAUAUAUAUAUACAUAUAUAUACAUGUAUUUGUUACGUACAUCUCUGUAUGUUGUACUUUUUUAUUAUAUACGUAUAAGUAUAGGCUCAGUGAGAAUGAGAAAACACAUAACUGAAAAAAACGUUCUCCGAUCUCAUGCUUCUAUUGCACAAUACCGUCUUCAUCUAUACCGUCUACAUAUAUAUGUACUCGUGUAAGGCUACAAGAAUUUUUUCGUAGAAACAAAUAGACACAUCUCUGUGUAUGUAUCUUGUGCUUAUUAAAAAUAUUUCGAUGUUCUAAUUGCAUUUGUUGCAUUACUUCCACAUACAAGUAAUAACUUAAUACGCUGAUUUAUUGAUGAGAAAAACAAAAACGCUAUGAUACUUAUCUAUUCGUUAUACCCUGUGUACUCAGAACUUAUGUCUAAAUAAAAUCGGUGAAUGAUUAUCAUUGGUUAAGGCACACAUCGGACGUUUACAUGUUAACAGAUAAUCUCUACAAAAAAAAUUCGCGCGUAUAACAACUCGAGACAACCAACGCGAACUUAAAACUUCUAUCUAUCUUUGGUUUUUCCGCGUUUUUAAGCGCGUCGAAUUGAUUUUACAAAAUGCAUAAAAUACGUUUCUCGUAUUUGCGUCACGUCGAGUUGUACAUUUAGAAUCAAAGAAUGGAAUAAAUUUAAACGAGCUGCCCUGUAAAGAAGAAAUUUC